Molecule: messenger RNA, 3326 nt
Organism: Zonotrichia albicollis (white-throated sparrow)
Lineage: Eukaryota; Metazoa; Chordata; Aves; Passeriformes; Passerellidae
Source: RefSeq, a predicted model, not a curated record
UGUCUGCUGCAGAAAGGAUUCGGCUGCUGGACCUGAAAGAGCGCUGGGAGCGGAGCUGGGGGGCAGCAGGGAUGACUCCUGCCAAGGAAGAAGAUGUGUGCAGCCAUGUCAAAGUGGUGGUGCGAGUGCGCCCAGAGAGCCAGAAGGAAAAGCAGGGCAGCUUCAGCAGGGUGGUCCGUGUCAUCGACCAGCACGUGCUGGUCUUUGAUCCUAAGGAGGAGGAAGUCAGCUUCUUCAACAGGAGGAGAGUGACCCACCGGGAUAUUAACAAAAGGCAAAGGAAGGAUCUUAAGUUCAUGUUUGAUGCCAUUUUUGAUGACAACUCAUCCCAGUUGGAGGUUUUUGAGCAUACUACCAAAAAUCUAAUUGAUGGCUUCCUAAAUGGAUAUAACUGUACAGUGCUUGCAUAUGGUGCAACAGGAGCUGGAAAGACUCAUACAAUGUUGGGUUCUCCUGAAGACCCUGGAGUCAUGUAUUUAACCAUGAUGACACUUUAUAAACGCAUGGAUCAAAUCAAAGAUGAUAAAACAUGUGAUGUUGCUGUCUCUUAUUUAGAGGUUUACAAUGAACAGAUUCGUGAUCUGCUGGUCAACUCUGGACCUCUGGCUGUUCGUGAGGAUGGCCAGCAAGGGGUGAUAGUUCAAGGUCUGACACUGCAUCAGCCUAAAUCAGCAGAGGAAAUCCUUCAGAUGUUGGAUUAUGGGAACAAAAACAGGACCCAGCAUCCCACAGAUGUGAAUGCCUCCUCUUCCCGCUCCCAUGCUGUCUUUCAGAUUUACCUACGGCAGCAAGAUAAAACAGCCAGUAUUAAUCAGAAUAUUCGUAUUGCCAAAAUGUCUCUGAUUGACCUGGCAGGGUCUGAGCGAGCCAAAGCCACCAGUGCCAAGGGGGCUCGCUUUGUGGAGGGGACAAACAUUAACAGGUCCCUGCUUGCUCUUGGAAAUGUCAUUAAUGCACUGGCAGAUCCUAAGAGCAAGAAGCACAUUCCUUAUCGAAACAGCAAGCUGACUCGUUUGCUGAAGGAUUCUCUUGGAGGAAAUUGCAGAACAAUCAUGAUAGCUGCUAUUAGCCCAUCCUCUUUGUUUUAUGAUGAUACCUACAACACUCUGAAGUAUGCAAACCGAGCAAAGGAUAUCAAGUCUUCUUUGAAGAGCAACGUUGUGAGUUUGGACAGUCACAUAAGCCAGUAUGCUAAAAUUUGCAAUGAACAAAAGAAAGAGAUCCUAAUGUUGAAGGAGAAGCUGAGAGAAUAUGAAGAAAAGCAAGCAAGCAUUCCUGAAAAUCAUAAUACUGCAGAACUUUCAAACAACCAGCGAAUAGAAAUAGAAAGGUACAGAGAAAUACUUAAAAAUGUUUUUGCAAAUCGUGAAGAAAUCAGAAAAGAGUACCUCAAGGUGGAAAAGAAACUGAAAGAAAAUACACUGAAGAAAUAUUACCAGAAUCAAUGUCAUGAACAAAUUCAACUGAUAUGCUCUGAAGAAAGAGUAGAAAAGGCCACUUGCAAGCGGGAUCUGAGGCUUGCAGCACUGGACAGCCACUAUGUCCGCAUGCAGAAGAAGAAGGAAGAGCAGAGCAAUCUCUUUGAGGAGAACACCAAGUGGCUGCACCGUGUGGAGAAUGAAAUGCGCCUCCUGGGUCCAGAUGGGAGCAUCCCAAAAGAACUUUGUCAAGAUCUGCAGUAUUGCCAUUUAAAUCUAGAAGUUCAGGCUCUUAAAGCCCAGAUUGAACACAUGUUGGCUCUGGUGUCUCUUCAAGAUCAGUAUAACAAGCAAACAGAAAAAGUACUAAAUACUGCACUUCCAGUGCUUCGCAAGCAGCACCUGAUGCUGAAAGAAGCUGGGCUGACAAAUGACUUAAGUGAGACUGAAUAUGCAGACGUUGAGCAGCUGAUUCAGAGACAAAAAUCAGUAGCUUGGGCUGACCAGACUGAAGAAAAGGAUCAAAAUCAGAACCAUGAAGUAGAAAUGUCAGCUAUCUUUUCAUUCCCACAGCUUGUGAGCAGACCAAACACCCCAUGCAGCAGCUCUCUUGGUACACCGUCACAGGAAAUGAGUAACAGUACCCAACAGGUGUCAGCAUGCACAGAACCACCACAGAAGAGAACGAGGAGGAAGCUGAUGGACUCUCCAGUGGUAGCUCCAAGCCCUCCUGCCUCCAGCCAGUGCAGCUUGCAGCACCUGGAGGAUUCUCUGGCCAAGGAGGUGUACCCUCUGGUGGAUACUCCAGACUCCUGCAAAAAGCCAGGGCACAGCUUCUGUGCUCAGGCUGUGCUGCAGGGGCCUUUGCACCUGGCAGGCCUGGGGACAGUCAGUGCCUGCAGUGCAGGUGUGGCUGCCAGGAAGGGCAGCAUCAUGGACACCACGUGUGACGUGAUCCCAGAGAGCCCCCAAACUCUCAUGAACUCCACUAUCAUUCUCUAUGAAGGUACAGAUGAAACAGCUGAAAUGUCUGCUUACUCAUCUGUGAAGGAGUCACAGCCAUGCAGCAAUAGCAUUGUGCAAAGACUUGAUCUUUCUUCCCUAAGAAGCAAAAAUUCUGCUCCAGUAUUUGAGAAGCCCUCAUAUAUGGCAAUGACUUCAGCUGCUCAGAGAAAAAGAAAGAUACUAAGCUCCACCUCGAACGCGGUGCUGGGCAGCCUGCAGGCGCCGGUGGCUGCCAAGCGCUCUCGGCAGGACGUGCUGCUGAGCCACGCGGCCCUGAGAGUGCCCCAGGGGGCUGGAGUUAAAAUGAAGAGCAGGAAGCAAGAACAGAUUGUGCCAAGGAACUUCAUUAGAAGCCUUUCUCAAGGAAAUGUCCCACUGGAUGUUAAAUCAAAAAAUCUUUUACUUCGUGUUUCCAAGAAAAAAAAUAGGAUUUAGUUCAGAGUUCAUCCCUAUUUCAAGCGGGAUUGAUGGAUAGCAAAUGUGAAUAGGAUUAAUUGUGAUUUCCUCUUGUAAAUAGUUUUGAGAGCUUCGUGGUGGAAAUCUUACAAAAGUUAUUUUGACCCCUAAAUUAUUUUCAUUGGAGUGGCUUCCUUGUGUUAAAAUAGAUUUUCAUUUGGAAGCAAGUUAGGCAGAUGCUAAUAUUGGAACAUGUUCAUGCUUAGCAUUACAAUGCCUUAGAUGCUCUUAGAUUGUUAACAUCUAUGGGUGACCUGUGGAGUUCCAAGAGACAGAAAAAUAUUUCCAAAACUGGCAUUUUUUCCUUUUUUUUUUUGUCUUUCUGGUUUUUUGUCUGUUACUUGGUUGUAAAUGUUCCUGUUCUGUUUUUUCAAUUUAAUUCAGCUGUAAAUGUCUUUUAUUAAUGACUGCAAAUAAAAUUUAAUAUUAAGAGCAAUGUAAUGUGAA